CUACAGGGGCUGGUGGUGAAGGCAACGUCUCUCCCUGCACAGGUGCUGUCUCUGCCCCAUCGGCGGCUGGUCUGCUACUGCCGGCUCUUCGAGGUUCCGGACCCUAACAAGCCCCAGAAACUGGGGCUGCAUCAGCGUGAAAUCUUCCUGUUUAACGACCUCUUGGUGGUCACCAAGAUCUUCCAGAAGAAGAAGAACUCAGUGACAUACAGUUUCCGGCAGUCCUUCUCCCUGUAUGGCCUGCAGGUCUUGCUCUUCGAGAACCAGUACUACCCCAAUGGCAUCCGGCUCACGUCAGCUGUGCCCGGGGCAGACACCAAAGUGUUAAUCACCUUCAAUGCCCCCAACCCUCAAGACCGGAAGAAGUUCACCGAUGACCUGCGGGAGUCUGUGGCAGAAGUGCAGGAGAUGGAGAAGCACCGGAUAGAGUCGGAGCUCGAGAAGCAGAAGGGCGUUGUGCGGCCCAGCGUGUCCCAGUGCUCCAGCCUCAAGAAGGAGCCGGGCAACGGGAUGCUGAGCCGGGCCUGCCUGGACGACAGCUACGCGAGCAGCGAGGGCCUCAAGCGCAGUGCACUCAGCAGCUCUCUGCGCGACCUGUCAGAAGCGGGUAAGGGCCCGGCCUGAGCUGCCUCCUUAGCCAGUGCGCACAGGACUGAGGUGGCCGUAGGGGACAGAGCUUGUGCAGGCUUCUCCUGGCCACACCCCGAGCCACCUCCGACCCCACCGAAGGGCAAGGAGGGCGGGGCCGUCUGUGGCCAGAAGCGAGUGCAGGACAGCGGGGGGCCGCCUCUUUCCCUUCCUUCUUCCUGGGCCUUUAUGCUUCCACUUGGCUUUUAAAAACCGCUCCAAGGCCAAGAGCCUGGCCUGCGUGUCCCGUGUUCUCUGUGCUGCGUGUCCCAUGUUCUCUGCUGAUGAAUGAAAUUGAGUGAAGCCCUCUCAGCUGGCUGUGCGUCCCUUUCUGAGUCCCCACUAGUGCUUUCCCUGCAGGGACCUCCAUCCAGCCCGGGGCGGUUGCUGCUGCCUGCGUGGUGGAUUCAGGGGCACAGGGAAAGCCCCGGUGAAGUCAUGGUUGUCGGUGUUCGUUUCUGUGUGUGUUUAAUAUGCUGCCAGCCACUUAUCCCAAGCAAGCAGCACCGCUCAGGCCCCUAGGUUUCCAGGAGGAGAAGGGCACUGUGAGCCUCAGGGAGCUUCUGAGACAGACUUUUCUAGGCUCUGAGCAGGAAGAGAGCCCUCAGCCACUUGCAGCUGGGCUGCAGCUCGCUCUGUCUGCAGCACCGUUGGAAGAACAGGGUGAGGGCGCGUGCCCCAGCAGCCACACAGCUACCACGAGUCUGCCUACCCAGCCAGCUUCCGCCUGUGGAGGAGGCUCUGGGGGAGCGGCGGUUGUAGGGAUUGUCCCCCACGUAGCAUGUGGGCCCCAGGAGCCCGAUAUAGCCCUUGACCAGUAAGACCCUCGAAGGCCGAGACAGAUCCCCUUCCCUCCUCGGGCCUUACCUGCCACCCUGCUAUGCCUUGGCCAGUGUGGGGCCGCAGGAGCCUGCUCAGGGUGCCGUCCCAUUUCCUCCCACAGCCCUGUCUCUCACAGCUUACUCAUUUCUCAGGAAGUUCCUAUUCUUUUACAGUUGAAAUUUUUUCUUUGCUUUUGUCACUUACUUUUUCCAUAGCAAAACCCGAAAUUCAUUGCCAGCAUGAGAGUUUAAGGCAGCUUCUCAACCUGGUCAUAUGCGCAUUUUGGCCAAACAGCCCCAGCCUAGCAGGAGGUUACACAGUGCC
This is a messenger RNA of Fukomys damarensis (Damara mole-rat), 1773 nucleotides long. Its product is annotated as IQ motif and SEC7 domain-containing protein 1-like. Gene Ontology annotation, biological process: actin cytoskeleton organization. Lineage: Eukaryota; Metazoa; Chordata; Mammalia; Rodentia; Bathyergidae. The transcript is spliced from 4 exons. The annotation marks the transcript as partial. The record is from RefSeq and is a predicted model, not a curated record.